Megalops cyprinoides (Indo-Pacific tarpon) is the source of this 2209-nucleotide messenger RNA. RefSeq names its product early growth response protein 1-B. Gene Ontology annotation, biological process: regulation of transcription by RNA polymerase II. The transcript is spliced from 2 exons. Lineage: Eukaryota; Metazoa; Chordata; Actinopteri; Elopiformes; Megalopidae. The record is from RefSeq and is a predicted model, not a curated record. The coding region runs from base 202 to 1671 and encodes 489 amino acids. Gene Ontology annotation, molecular function: RNA polymerase II cis-regulatory region sequence-specific DNA binding; DNA-binding transcription factor activity, RNA polymerase II-specific.
UACGAGCACCAGACCUGGUAUUGUGGAUGCAGAUUUUGGAAAAAGGGAAUCCCGAAUUAUUUACAGAAGUUUCUCAUCGCCUGCCUUUUUGGAAACCGUUGAAGGAUCUGUACCUCGGACAUUGACUGACGGGUUCAGAUAUUUGCGCAUUUCCCUCGUCGUACUUGGAUUGACACAGAGCUUAACUUUGAUUCUGGAAACAUGCUGAACAACAUGGAUUUAAACUCUCAAGAUUCAUUUUAUUCACACUUUGACACCUGUGGCGCCUCUUCCCUCGGGAUUGAGGCGAUUGGAUCAAAAGAAAACCAGGACAUUUUCAUUGACGCUGAGAGGCAAGCACCUGUUCAGUUUAGUCAAGAGAGUGCAACUAUUCACCCCAAAGCCGAAGCUUCGAACUCGGAUUUCUUCUUUGACCCAAGCGAGACGUCGAAAGGCAGCCGGUCGUCCUCCUUCGCAUACUCCGGCAGCUUCUACGUCGAGUCGUCACAGGGAGCCGCGUGCAGCACGGAGACCCUGCUCAACAUGAUCACGGAGAUAGUUGGCAUCUCUACGCUACCCAUCUCCGAAUUUCAGGGCGAUCCGGGGACGUCGUUUGCCAACGGCAGCGGCAGCUUUCCUGACGCGGGGUUUCAGAACCAAGCCUCCGCCUGCUCCGCGGACAGCGCCUCUCCGCCCGUAUACUCGCCCGAGAAGAUUUGCCAGGGCUAUCCCGACAUUCAGGCGAACCUGCAAGAUUCGCUUCCGCCCCAAACGAACUACGGUUCGCCGGCGCAGGCUCCAAACCAGGAGCUCCCAGAGCCGCAGCCACCGGCGACGUUUCCAGUAGUUGUCAAAAAUGAGUUCGAGAGCAGCUGUUACGAGUGGGACCCGUUCAGCAAAUCCGAUUCUUACUUGCCAACAAGUUUUGAGUCCGACAUUUUCCCGAUGUCUGGCGACUGCCCAUCUGACCAACAAGUGGAUGUUAAGGAUUUCCUCGACUCACUGGCACCCAUCUGCCCCACUGCAGAGGUCGAGUGCAAACUGGAAAGUGUUAUCAAGCAAGAGCCGUGCUUCACGGACAACUGCGCGCAGAGUUUCACGGGUCCUCUUUACACCAACUACCAAGUGCCAGUCAUGGACGUCUCAAAUAACGCGCUGAAAUCGGACGUUUUCUCCAGUAUUGGAGUCCAGCCUUUGACCAAUCAAAGCGACGCUGCUUACUCUUCCCCCGCUCUGACCAGCACGAUAGACUCGCUUCUUUAUUCAUCUCUGUUGCCAGACACCUUCGCGAGGAACUGCACGCGCAUGGACAAGCCAGCCCGUGUCCGAAAAACCCCGUCCACCUCUAACGGACCAGCCAAAGAAAAGCCUUUCUCCUGCCCCAUGGAGAACUGCGACAGGCGCUUCUCCCGAUCGGACGAGCUCAACCGACACAUUCGCAUCCACACGGGACACAAGCCAUUCCAGUGCCGCAUCUGUCUAAGGAGUUUCAGUCGUAGCGACCACCUCACCACGCACACCAGGACUCACACGGGCGAGAAGCCCUUUUCCUGCGACGUAUGCGGCAAAAGAUUCGCCAGGAGCGACGAGAGAAAGAGGCACGGGCGCGUGCACCUCAAACAGAAGGAGAAAAUGGAACUGAAGCCGCAGAUAAUUAGCACGUGGCCCUUUACUUUACCCGAGGGUAUCUGAUCACGCAUAUGCGCUUUAUGUGAGCUAUAUGUGCAUGGUAUCAAAUCUUUCCGUCUUGGAAGAUUGAAGCUUUCUGAAGCAGUUGACGACCGAUUGCAAGCUGACGUCUCAACGUUUGCGGUGUGACGUGUUGGUCCAGGUGACUUGGCAUACCGGCUUCCGGUGUGACUGUCACUCUGCGAGGGAACGGAAAGCGAGAAAGCCACAGUCUGAAAACAUGGCAACGUGCUUAGAAUGGGACCACAUCCUGGAGGAAAAUACACCUUUUCAACUAGUAUUUGCGUGCUGCAGACUGCCAACACUGGCGUUCUAUGCAACAAACGCGUAAACACUUCGUACAACUAAUGACCGACCACGUCUGGCGGAGUCAAUAACUAAACACCUCGAGACUAAAAGAGUGUCUUUGCUGUUACACUCACUUUGUACAGGGAGGUUCGAGAGAAACCCUGAAGCCUUGGUUUUGGUAAACGCACUUUCGAAACAGACUCAGACAGAUACCAAACUGGAAAAAGUGACCACAGCAGCAAAGCUGCGAAGU